Messenger RNA from Anthonomus grandis grandis, 1945 nucleotides. RefSeq names its product diacylglycerol kinase epsilon (gene Dgkepsilon). Lineage: Eukaryota; Metazoa; Arthropoda; Insecta; Coleoptera; Curculionidae. The record is from RefSeq and is a predicted model, not a curated record. Bases 216 to 1847 code for a protein of 543 amino acids. The transcript is spliced from 11 exons. Gene Ontology annotation, molecular function: ATP-dependent diacylglycerol kinase activity.
AUCCAUUGUUUACAAAAAUUAAUAUGUAAAUAAAAAUUUUGAAAAUCAUGAUUUAAGAAUAUUCAAAAAUUGCAAGUGCACCGAAAAACAUAUACCAGUAAUAUGGCUGAUUUGGACUGAACGUAGAUCGUGUCUCGAAAUAAAUCCAAAACUCAAGAAAGCCCUAAAGUGAUUAAUCAUCCGUUCAUCCUCACCAUCCAUAACUAAUCCUUUCAAUGACUGUUUUUAGCAAAACUUCCCCAAUCUCAGAUCCAGAAAUGUGGCUUUUGGGGGACUUAUUUCCCCCAUUUGGGUUCACAACGUUUGCUGGAGCUGUGGCUAUUUGUAUCCUUAGUUUCUACAUAUUUAAGAAACUUAGUGUGGAUACUAAUGUUGCUGUUAGAGACUACAGUAAAAACCAUAGUUGGAUGCCUAUAAAAGUCACUGCAAAGGCUUGGUAUUGUUCAGUUUGUGAAGCAUUCCUAAUACAUGGUAUAGGAGUUUACUGUGACUGUUGUGGUGUAUGUGCUGAUCCUGAAUGUAUUAAAAAAGCCAAUCAGAUUUUAAGAUGUAAAAUUGUCACUAGUAAUAGUGAUGAACAGUUACAUCAUUGGGUUAAAGGGAAUCUUCCAUUAGGUGCCACAUGUUGCGAAUGCAACGAAGAUUGUUCUAUGGAACCAGGUUUAAUAGAUUUUCAGUGUUGUUGGUGUCAGAGAACUGUCCAUACUUCUUGCCUCAAAAAGUUGGAUGAGGUUUGUGAUUUUGGUCCAUUUCGGUCAAUGAUUGUGCCUCCUUCUUGUGUCCAAGUUGCUCGAAGAAAAGGGGCGCUGAAUAAGCAUUUAUUAUUAAGGGGAGUAAGGGACCCAGGAUGGUCUAAUUGGUCACCAUUGGUAGUUGUAGCUAACAGAAAAUCAGGAAAUUCCGACGGCGCCCUGGUGCUAUCAGAAUUCCGAAAAUACUUAAAUCCUGCCCAGGUUAUUGAUUUGACUCAGCGAAAACCACCCGCUGCUUUGCAGUGGUGUGUAUUGCUGGCACCCAAGGUAGCCAGGAUCUUAGUAGCUGGAGGAGAUGGAACCAUUGCAUGGGUGCUUACGUCGUCACACAAGUUGGAUUUAGAUCCGGAACCUCCCUUAGCAAUAAUCCCUCUCGGAACAGGAAAUGAUUUAUCUCGAGUUUUGGGUUGGGGAAAGCAGAACUCUUCUGAACUGGACGUGCCACAAAUAUUACGAAAUAUUGAGAAUUCUACUCUCUCGCAGCUAGAUAGGUGGCAAUUAGAGGUGACAUGCACCAGACAUUUAGGCCUGAGGAUUCCCAACAAAACGUAUUUUAUGUAUAACUAUAUGAGCGUCGGGGUAGACGCCCAAGUAGCGUUAAGUUUUCAUAAAACGCGAGAUAGUAUUUUUUAUGUGUAUGGCAGCAGGGUGUUUAAUAAACUUUUAUACUUAUGUUUCGGCACCCAACAAGUGGUUACGGCCGACUGUAAGAAUCUUGAACAACGGCUCGACUUAUUUCUGGACGGUAAGAAGGUGACAUUGCCAGAAUUAGAGUCGAUAGUCGUACUCAAUAUUUCUUCUUGGGGGGCUGGAGUGAAUUUAUGGGGAUUGGGUGAUGGGACAAGCCGAACUAGUCAAUCUUACCACGAUGGUAUUUUAGAAGUUGUGGGUAUUUAUUCAUCUUUCCAUAUCGCCCAAUUGCAGGUUGGGAUGUCUUCGCCUCUGAGACUCGGGCAAGCUAAAACUGUUGAGAUUCGUCUAAAAGAGAAGGCCCCCGUUCAAAUUGACGGUGAGCCCUGGGAACAGCAUCCUGGCACUAUAAAAAUUACUUACAUCAAUAAAUGUCCCGUAUUAGUAAAUUCAAACGAAACCUAAAAAAACUGUGCGUGUAUAUUUUAUUAUAUAUUUAUUGCUGUUGUAUAUCUGUUUUUUUAUUUAACAGUUUAAAAGUGUUAUAAAUGUCGUAAACUUAA